AUUACUCCAUCCUCAUUGAUCAACUAGAUUCUGCUAAAUAUUUAGGUGAAGUCCUUUUGACGUGGACGAUAAGAUGGAGCAUUUCAGGAGAGGAGUGGAGUUUGGGACGGCCCCCUUCCAGAGAUGCCACUCCUUGUCCUGUCAAAUGGCAGAGAACACACAGAUCGAUGCGCAGAAGGCGGGCAUCCGUCGCAAGGAAAAGUCGUCGAUGCGACGCCCGAAAGGCGAAGAGAUCCCCGUGAUCCCUGAGCAGGCGAUGGAGUUCCUCUCUCGGACAUGGAACCCCUCCUCCUCGGAUCUCUUCCAAAUACUCACCCCCAGUUGCCUAGGAGUAUCAGCACAAGACCAUCAUGAAGAAGGCGAGACGAAGGAAGACGAAGAGGGAGACAAAGAACUCGAUGCGGUUCGAAUCGAUGGCAGUAAAAGCCAAUUGUUCAAUCAGAUUCAGACGUGGAGAGUUCUGGCCAGUGGGAAGCCUGGCUCCAAGCAGCGCAAGACUAAGCUGAACCAGCCUAUAUGGCUCAACGUUGGACAGAUGAAGGCGCUCCUGCGCGGCUACUUCCUGGACAACGUCUCCAUCACGGGGAGCCGGAGGCGGCGUCGGCGGGACGAGGUCCGGCUGCACUCGGCGCAGGCCCACGCGGCCGUCUCGGUGGCCCAGCUCGCCGCGGCCAUCGCCGGCGUCGUGUCGGCGUGCGACCUGAGAGGGGACAAGAAGCUGGGCGCUGUGCUCGCGUCCGCCGCCGCGCUCGUGGCCACCGUCUGCGCGGAGGCCGCCGAGUCCGCCGGCGCCAACCGGCCCCGCGUGACCUCCGCCGUCAAGACCGGACUCGAGAGCCGCUCCCCCGCCGAGCUCCUCACGCUGACCGCCACCGCCGCGACGUGCCUCCGGGGCGCCGCCGCGUUGAAGCUCAGGGCCGCGGACGUCAGAGGGAUCAGCACCGGCGCCAACGCCAACGCCAACGCAAUGGCCAUGAGCAUCAGCGCCAGCAUCCAGAAAGGCAUCGCCCUCAGGGUCUGCCUACCCUGCGGGAAGGUACGGGUGAGGACGGUGUCCGUCUUCCCCCGGCGCGGCGGCGGCGCGGUGGCGCUGAGGCUGGGGACGAAGCGGCUGCGCGGCGCCUUCGCCACCUACGACGACCACGAGCUACUCGGGGUGUCGACGGGCGGCGGCGGCGAGGCGGUGGUCGACGGCCGGAGGUGCUUCGCGGUGGCGCUGAGCACGUCGGCGGGGACGGUGCAGCUGCUGCUGGAGGACCAGACGCACUGCAAGGUCUGGAAGGCCGCCAUCGAAGGCAUGCUGUCCGAUGCAAACCUCAAGCAUGCGAAGUGUGAUCUUUUUUUUUUUUUAGAAAAGCAUGCAAAGUAAUUUGUAGAUUCUGCUUGGUGUGCAGUUUUUGUAUGUGAGUACUAAAGAUGCUAAGCUAUAUGUAAACAUUAUAAAUAUGAUCAAUAAAAUGACUAGAUUUGUCGA
This is a messenger RNA of Aegilops tauschii subsp. strangulata, 1474 nucleotides long. RefSeq lists its product as uncharacterized. Gene Ontology annotation, biological process: phloem or xylem histogenesis; auxin-activated signaling pathway; leaf vascular tissue pattern formation. The record is from RefSeq and is a predicted model, not a curated record. NCBI's taxonomy places the organism in Eukaryota, Viridiplantae, Streptophyta, Magnoliopsida, Poales, Poaceae.